Molecule: messenger RNA, 1258 nt
Organism: Odontomachus brunneus
Lineage: Eukaryota; Metazoa; Arthropoda; Insecta; Hymenoptera; Formicidae
Product: zinc finger matrin-type protein 2
Exons: 5
Coding region: 257-850 (197 amino acids)
Biological process (GO): mRNA splicing, via spliceosome
Cellular component (GO): spliceosomal complex; U4/U6 x U5 tri-snRNP complex
Molecular function (GO): zinc ion binding; nucleic acid binding
Source: RefSeq, a predicted model, not a curated record
CUCUUUCUUCAUUCGAAUCUGAGGAAUAGAACAAGAGAAAAAAACGCUGCCAGCAUUUGUAUAGAUUGCUGGACCACGUCCUUUGACGCAAGUGAUGAAAGGUCCUACACGCAAAAGGACUGUGUACCAAUCCGGAGGAGAGACAGAAAGAGAGAGAGAGAGAGAGAGAGAGAGUUCUUGAGCUUCACUUUGACUAAAUAUAACGAUUUAUUCUUUCUGCUCAAACGUUUUGUCGUCCUAGUAAUAUUGUGUAAAAAUGUCUACGAGACCUGACGAUCACAGGAGAAAAUGGAACCGAGAGGAAUACGAAAGAAUUGCACUUCAAAGGCUCCAAGAUGAGAUUGCGGAAGAGGAAUUGGGUAUCCCUAAACAACCAGCAGUUAAGAGAGAGCUGCUGAAACAAAGAGAUUAUAAAGUAGACCUUGAAUCUAAAUUGGGAAAAAGUGUAGUUAUCAAUAAAAAUACACCGUCUUCACAAACUGGAGGAUACUAUUGCAAUGUCUGCGACUGCGUUGUUAAAGAUUCCAUCAAUUUUUUGGACCACAUCAAUGGAACAAAACAUCAGCGUAAUCUGGGUAUGUCUAUGAAGAUAGAAAGAUCCACAUUGGAGCAAGUUAAAGCUAGGUUUGCACAGAAUAAAAAAAAGCUUGAAGAGAAAAAGAAAGAUUACGAUUUGGAACAGAGAGUAAAGGAGCUCAAAGAAGAGGAAGAAAAGAUCAAAGAGUACAGAAAGGAAAAGAGAAAGGACAAAAAGAGAAAAAUCGAGGAGCUCACUGAGGACGAUGCCGGUCCGUCCGACGAAAUGAUCGCGAUAAUGGGAUUCUCCGGGUUUGGUUCCAAGAAGAAGUGACAAAUCGCCUCCGUCGAACAUUCGUGAGCAGCUUUUGUUAUUUUUGAGAGACAGUGUCGUUACUCGUGGAGAAAUGCCACGAUCGAUACCGAUCAAAGACGGUUGGAAAUGAAUAAAUGACAAACAAUUUUUCCAGUCUUUGGAACUUAAGAAAGCGAGCCGCAAACGCGUGUGUGUUUAUAGCGUAUGCUCUCGUUUAGCCUCUACUGUUCCUAAGUUUCGUGUCUGAUUCGAGAUAAGAGAACGCCUAUCGAUUACAGAUUUGACCAAUGUGAACGUGACAACUUACGCAAACUUGAGCUCUAUGUUAAUUAGGAUUAUUCGUAGAAAUUGUAGAAUCACAUAAAUAUAUGUAUACAAUGUAAAGAUAAGAUUUACUAUAUUAUCGAUAAAUUAUUGUACAAUUUA